Wyeomyia smithii (pitcher-plant mosquito) is the source of this 1182-nucleotide messenger RNA. RefSeq lists its product as uncharacterized. Lineage: Eukaryota; Metazoa; Arthropoda; Insecta; Diptera; Culicidae. The coding region runs from base 85 to 1182 and encodes 365 amino acids. Gene Ontology annotation, molecular function: protein binding. The transcript has 2 exons. The record is from RefSeq and is a predicted model, not a curated record. Gene Ontology annotation, cellular component: extracellular matrix.
AAUUUCUUCAGUUUAGAGUUUCAACGUGAAAAGGUGAAAGUGUUAUUUUGAUUGUUGUGUACUGAAAGUGGUACAUAGAUAGACAUGAUGAUACUAACAUCACUUUUGACCGCAAUUCUACUUACCUCGCUAACUCCAUCUGCCAUCGCUGUCAUAAUACAAUCUUCAGACGAGUUCUUGGACAGCUGGUUUUCGUCCGAAUGCAGAGUUCACCGUGGCCGAUUCUCAGAGCUCGAAAACAAAACAACGAUUCGAAUUGAAGACGGCAAACCAUCAGAUGAAGAUCUGGAGUUACUUCCGAGUUUUAAAACGAAAAGUUUACUUAUUUUCAGUGGAAGCAUGAGACAACUAAUAUUAGCAUCAUCAAUUGAACAUCUGCAUGCGACAUGGUCUUCAAUAGAGCAACUAUUGAUUGAACCAAGUGGUAUAAACUAUCAGAUCGAGCACUUAAUAUUAUACGAUUGCAAACUAAAUGCAUUGCCGACUAACUUGCAUCGCUUACGGCUGCUAAAGAAAUUGGAAUUAGAUCAUAACCAUAUUGAGUCGAAAGCUAUGAGUAAAUUUGACUCGAUGAAGCAUUUGGAAAUAAUUUCGCUUGGAGGCAAUAACAUUAAAACCAUUCAAACUAUGUCGACCAUAAACUUACCAACGCUUCGAAAGUUUAUGCUGUACAAUAAUCAUCUAUCUGAAAUAGACAUCUGUUGGUGGAGUAUGUCUGCUCUGGAAGAGUUGUCCCUGAUGGAAAAUAAACUAAAAUACGUCGUCAGCUUGAGUUCCCAAUUUCCAAAACUCAAAUCUCUUCACAUAGGUGCAAAUCCACUCAAUUGUUUAUGGCGAGAUUCAAUGCUGGAAGAUAUGAGACAAGCUGGUAUAACGGUAGAAGACAUGGAUCAUGUGUCCUGCGAUACUAAUAGCAACAAUAUUCAAAUUUCACCUGACUGCACUGUAAAGACCGAUCCAAGCUUGGACUUAAAAUGGCACAUAACUGAGCUGCAGAAAUAUUUUCAGAAUGCGACAAGCUACCUGGCUGCCAAGUUGAGAGAGCAAAAUGAUAUGAUCGUGAACCAGGGAAGACUUUUACUAAGACAGAGUGAAAUGAUUACAAAUCUGAAAAGCUCGGCGGAUGGCUUGAGAAAGGCUAUUCGGCAGUAUUUAUUUAGAAAUGCAGAAAUGGCAGACUAA